Molecule: messenger RNA, 5704 nt
Organism: Monodelphis domestica (gray short-tailed opossum)
Lineage: Eukaryota; Metazoa; Chordata; Mammalia; Didelphimorphia; Didelphidae
Source: RefSeq, a predicted model, not a curated record
AUGCGCGGGCAGGAGGGGUCCAAGAUGGCUGAACUGCAAGUGGACUCGACGGUGGGAGGGGGCGGCCUCGGGGACGGCCGCGGCCCAGCCAGCGCCAGCCCCCGCGGCUCCUCCUCCUCCAUCGCUGCCGCCACCACGGCUUCCUCUCGCGGCCACGGCCGCCCAGCAGCCGCCGCCACGGCCUCCGGUCUUUCGUCAUCGCCGCAACCAGGGCCGGGGCCGCCGGAGCGGACUGGGGGCGCGGGGCGCUGGGUCCGACUCAAUGUAGGAGGCACCUACUUCGUGACCACUAGGCAGACAUUGGGUCGGGAGCCCAAGUCCUUCCUGUGCCGUCUCUGCUGCCAGGAGGACCCGGAGCUGGACUCAGACAAGGAUGAGACAGGAGCCUAUCUGAUUGACAGAGAUCCAACAUACUUUGGUCCUAUCCUAAACUACCUCCGCCAUGGGAAACUCAUCAUUAAUAAGGAAUUGGCAGAAGAAGGUGUGUUGGAAGAAGCGGAAUUUUACAACAUUGCAUCUCUUGUGCGACUGGUUAAGGAAAGGAUACGGGACAAUGAGAACAUAACCUCACAAGGACCUGUGAAGCAUGUAUACAGAGUACUGCAGUGCCAAGAGGAAGAACUUACACAGAUGGUUUCCACUAUGUCUGAUGGUUGGAAAUUUGAGCAGCUAAUAAAUAUUGGAUCUUCCUAUAGCUAUGGAAAUGAGGAUCAGACAGAAUUCCUCUGUGUUGUCUCCAGGGAGCUAAAUAACUCUACUAAUGGUAUUGUCAUAGAGCCUAGUGAGAAGGCAAAGGUAAGAAACUUGGCUGUGUGGGUGGGUGGGUGUGGGUGCAGGAUUGUUCCUGAUUCCAUUCUACACCUAUCAGGGUCUUUAGUCCUAACUAGCAUUUAUCAUUCCUAUCUCCUGCCUAGGUUAGCUUUGCAUUUGUACCUGCAUUGUAGUUCCUUGAUUUUUGAAACCAAACACAGACCCCAUCUUGCUCCAAGAUUGUUUAAUGGGGAGUGGAGAAUUGAAGUUCAGAAUUGUGAACUUGACAGAGUGGAAUGAACUCUUUGCAGUCUCUAUCAAAAUAAAAAUUAAUUAAAAAUAAAACCUUUCUAAUGUUUAAAUAUCAGAAACUGACAAUUCUGGUGUACUCCUUAGAAAGCCAAGCCUUUUGAAAAGUACUUAAUUUACUCUUUGAAAUAGCUGAUAUCACUGUUUCCUCCAUAGGAAAGGUCUUCAUACUCCCCCCCCCCCCACUUUUUUCCCACCUUAAUAUUUAUUAUAUUUAUAAUGGUCUAUGUAGCAUGCCUUGAAAUUCAAACAUGGUCUCAGGAGAAUUAGGUCAAUUAAAGCAUAUACUUAGGUCAGAUAAAGACUUACCAAACUCUUGUUAUUUUAUAUAAAUUGUGUUUUAUAUAUGUAGUCCCCUGACUUCCUAAAGCAGAGAAGAAAAAAAGUCACUCUUCCUCCUAAUCUGUAUGUACUAGACAUAGAUCUGAUAUGGAGUCUACACAAAACCAUGCUACCUAGGUUUAGGGUCUCCUUGGAUACUGACCAAUUACCAUUUGAGCAAGUGAUUGGAACUAGUUGGUGAUAUUCUUGUGGACAUUUCUUCAUUUAAUGAUGAUAAAAAAGGAUGGUCAACAAAGUGGAGUGGGCUAUCUUGAUCCUAACCUUUGGCUUUUAAAAAUGCUAGGUUUACUGGUUAGCAUAAUCCAGAGUUGAGCAUCCUGAGGCCCAGAAGGUAGCUUUGUAGCUCUUGAGACUUGAAUAUCUCUUUUUAUAACCUUUAUCUACUAUCUAUUAAAUUAUUAAUUCUUUGUGGUGUAUAUACCUGAACCUUGAAAGCCUAGUAUCUUGGACUGAUAAAAGUAUUUCCUUACCCAAAAACAAUUUCCAAAUCCAUGGCAUAAGCCUUCAUGAGAGCCAUGCUCAAAAUUAAGGUUCCCAAGACUAUUAUUGGUUCAUCAAUGCACAGACCUUAGACCUCACUUUGAACUGUCAAUAAACAACAAAAAUUCAACCACAGUAGUUGGCAUGCUUGAGAAAAUUUGACCCUCGGGUUAUUAAAAGGACUCCUGCAAUACCCUUUCUCUAUGUCAUAGAUAUAAAAACUGCUCUUGGCAGACAGUCUCAUAAGUAGCCAUACAUCUUUCUCCUUACAUCAGUCAGCCUAGCAGUCUCCAUUUUAAUAAAAGCCUAAAACCCAAAUCCAAACCCAAAUCUUUCACCUAAUUCUCUUUCAGAUUCUUCAGGAACGAGGCUCUCGGAUGUGAACUAAGAAUCUGGAUCCACUGAAGUCCUAGACAUCAUGAGGGCAGUCCAGCAGAGCAUCUCUCCAAAGUUCAGUGUUGCUCUUGUACAGUAUCCAUGCUAAGGCAAGGCAAAGCUGAACCUGGCCCACCAAUGGAGAAUCAUUCUGGCCGAAACCAAAGGAUUUCCCCCUCAGCCUAGGAAACAACAAAAAAAAAACAGAUGAGACUCCUACCUAAAGAGUUCUUUUUCAGAAACCUGCCUUUGUUUUGUUAGCCAGGGCUGUAACAGAUCUUUACAACAGUUGUGCCAGGUUCCUAGUUCGAGCCUUUACCAGGAUCUAGGGGAAAGGGGGGAGGAGGACCUAUUUAGCCAACCUCUGCUCCAUAAAUGGCUGGAUCAGGUGAAAAACAGGAUUCCUACCUGGGCUGUACCAUGUUCUCACUCCAAGAUUUACUGAGUUGGAAAUUUGCAGCUACUUGGCAUCCUUCUCUUCUUCCUCUCCCCCAACCCCCCCCCCCCCAUUUCUUCAAACGGGUACAACAGAUGCAAAGAAAUCUAGCACAGAUUAACAACAGAACUUUUAUUUUUAAAGGAAAGGUGAUUUUAGACUCUGAAAAACUUCAUCUUUGCUUUACAUGUUACUUUCCCAGUUUUAGAAUUGGGGUCUAAAUAAAUUAGAGGAGAACCUUGUGUCUUUGUUGAACUCGGGCGCUGGGAUUAAAAGAUUAACUUGCUCACAUUGUCUCACAUCACUUAAACCUGCCAUCUUCCCACAGGAGCUAGGAAUAGACCCAUCUUUUGGUAAGAGGUGAACUGUGGCUCCUUUUCCUCUGUGUCCCACAGAAUCCCAAGCAAUCUAGCUGGUUUGAUUGGGCUUAAUGAAUGCUUGCUAGCACUUAGUCUGGGGUUCUUUGUGCUGCCCUGUUCAGCUUUGCCUUGCUUGCCUCUAAUAGCAAGGAUGCUCCUAAGGCCCCUCCUGUGUCCCCUACAAUUGUUGCAGAAGAUGUGAGGCUGACUUUUGUUCUGUACUCUUUAUCUAUCCAACAGGUAGGCUACUUAACCAGCAGAUAAAUGAAAGUUUCUAUUUGAUUAUUUCAGCUGCCUCUGCAGCCUCCUCCACCCUCUUUGUCCUGUCUCCCUCUGCCAGCCUGUGAGCUCCCUGGCAGUAGCCAGGGCAGGGCUUGGAGGAGGUGGGGAAGUUGCCAAAGUUGUUGUGAUGUUGCCAUGUAUUGUAGCAAAGUAUUGUUGACUCCCGUGACUGUCUUUUGGGGAAUGCCUUGAUUGAACGUGCAAUGUUUGUAUAUGCCUCUCUUGGAUUUCUAAUUCCAGCCAAUAGGACUCACGGAUGCUUCAGUGACUCUGUACCAUACUAGUGUUUGUACUUAGUUGGAUGGAAGUUUCCAAGGUCUUGCACUUCUCCUAUGCUUCCCUUUGUCGCCUGUCUCCCUACAGUGUCAUGUUUAAUCCCAAACUACUUGUUUGGCCAGGUUAGGGAAUCAUACUAAAGUCCUCUAUUGGGCAGUGAACAAAGGAACUGCACCUGGGACUCUGUUUCUGGCGUUUUUGGUUACUGUCUUUGAGAAUACAAGGGGCCCGAUAUCCCUUCCUUUAUUUCUGAUAACGUGUGGUGUUGUGGUGUUAUACUAAAGAUGUACUCAAGGUUCCCCUGGGAAGCAGAAACUGGUAUUAGAAUCCUGCCCCUAGUUCAGGGGUUUGGGGAGCACUUUCAGACCUGGAUUACUCUGUGCUGCUUAACUAUUAUGUUCACUAGAUAAAAGUUCUUUCUUUGGGACCAGGGCAAGUCUGGACUGGCAAUUUCUUGAAACUGCCCACUGCCAGUUGCCUUUUGAACUUUGUGAUGGGCCAAUGCUUAGAUGACCUGAUGGUCAGAUUAUGAAGCCUGGUAAUGUCUUGUGUCCCUUAUUCUUUUGUAUGAUUUGAUAGCUUGUAUUUGACCGAGCCUCAGUAAUACUUGGGGUACAUGUAUAGGUGUAUGUAUAUAAAACCUGUAUUGGUAAUGUGAAUCUUCAGCCUGUAUCCAGUACCUUUUCACAGCAAAGAAACAUCAUAUAAAUCAGAAGACAUGUAAGAGUGCUGAAAACAGCCCUGUGAGGCGAUCUGUUACAGAGAGGAAGUUCUUAGUCAGGAAAAGAACACAAUGUAAAGGUAACAGGAAGGACUGCUGCUGUGUCAAGAGAGAUCUGGGUGGGUGAAGAAAACAUAUAGCUCAGCCUCUUAACUGCAGGCAGGAGGCAUGUCACCAAAGGAAGAAGGUUUCGUUUAGGGUCUUCUUUCUAAAUUUUAUGUCUUUUUUCUUCGGAGAUUCAACUCCCCUGUUUGCUUUAUGGAAUCAGACCAGUUGAGGCAUCCCUGAUAGUCAGUAUCUGGUUAUAAAGACAGUGGUUGUGGGGUAAUCCUGAACCCAGAACCCAAGCCUAGAAGCCCCAAACACAGAUUUCAGAUGGGAAGCGGAGUAACUAGGUAAGUGUCUGAGCUGACACCUUAAAGGUAAAUAAACUAAAAUUUGGGCAAGUAGUCUGUGAGAUGACUUUAGAGCAGCCUGUUUCCCUCUUAAGAUAAUCAAGAAAUACCAAGCAUCUACUUUGGGGCUAGUGCAACUAGGCGCUUGAGAGAGACGGAUAGUGUAUGAGGGCCCUGCCCUCAGAGCUCUUACAGGCUAAUUGGUAUUUAGCAAGUUACUCCACUGUAUCCCAAUGCUAUUAAAAAACUAAAUUUCCAGCAGUUUUAGAAAUCCAAUCCCCUUUCAAAUUUUAGAAUUGAUACAACAGAUGAUUCAAUUGGUUUGGUUUCUGUAGCUCAAGCCACCUUAUAGAAGCCCCUGUCUGAAACAAGAUAACAGGCUCAAAAAGCUUUGUCGCACAAGGAGAGCUAGCCUUAUCCCUGUUGGGUUUACCUAUCAACGUGGUCCAGUAUCUCAAGUUAUUCACAGUCUUGUCCAUUGUAUUCAGCACAGCCAUGUUGAAAGAUGUGCCCCUUCUGCCUUUUUAUUCCCCUCUUAACAACUGCCUGCUCUUGAGAUUGUCGCGGUGAUGCAGUGAAAGGGCUGGCAUCUCCAUAAGGAGGUGCCCUGCGCCCACGUGGGGAAGCAGGGUCCUUUCAAGUCCCAGAGGCCUAAUCCAUUUCCUGGCAGUGAGAUGGGAGGGAGGGUGUGGAAAGGCCCAACCUCCUCUAAUGUGUCUUUGUUUCUGCACAUUUCUAACUGAUCUCAGGGGUGACACUGAGGUGCUGGGGAGGAGGGGCCAGAGAUGAGAGAGAAGAGGGCAGCACCCCAGCAGGGACAGGACUCCCGUGCCCUCAGUGUUGCCUGCAAUUCUGAUGUGUGAUACUGUAUCUGUCACUUGUUGGUGCCCUUUGCUACUGUUAGUGUUUGAAUAACAUUUGAAAUGCUGUGAUUUUUUUUGUCAAUAAAGAGAGUAAAAUAAAUUUAUGAAUCUUGCAA